AUGGUAGAUCUGGCAACUUUUAAAAUACUCACGUGGAUUUCACUACAAAGAUACGAUAUUGAUACAAGUUGACAAUGGCUUUGAAAAGAUUAAAAACUAAAAAGUCUAAACGACUUUCUGGACGCCUAAAACAUAAAAUUGAAAAGAAAGUGCGAGAACACAAUAGAAAAAUUCGGCGGGAGACAAAAAGAAAUCCUAAAACCGGGAGCAAAAAGCAAAAACUUAUUCAAAUACCUAACAUUUGCCCAUUUAAAGAAGAUAUUUUAAAAGAAGUAGAAGAAUCGAAAAAGCGUGUUGAAGAGGAUAAAAUGCGACGUCGUGAAACAUUUAAACAUCAAAAGAAGGAAAAUAAAUUCAAAAGCCUUGAAGACUUAGUUCUGGAUGCGACUACUAGGAGUGAAGUUCAUACAUCUACUCAAGUGGACAAUGUCGUUGCCGAGAAGGAGUAUAGUCUAGCUAUAACCAAGGAACAGUCCCUUAAGCAAUACUUCAAGGAAUUCAAAAAAGUAAUUCAAAAUGCUGACGUCGUUUUAGAAGUGGUAGAUGCACGCGAUCCUCUGGGAACUCGAUGCAAUGAGGUCGAACGAGCUGUACGCUCUUUAUCGGGUAAUAAGCGUCUAGUGUUAAUAUUAAACAAAGCUGAUUUGGUGCCACGUGAAAAUCUCAAUAAUUGGAUUGGAUAUUUUCGGCGAUUCGGUCCGGUUACUGCUUUUAAGGCCUCAACACAAGAUCAAAUAUCUAAAUUGGGUCGACGGAAAUUAAAGCAAACUAAAACAGAUAAGGCUAUGCAAGGAUCUGUGUGUGUGGGAGCUGAAUUACUAAUGUCGAUGCUUGCAAAUUAUUGUCGCAAUAAAGGCAUUAAAACCUCAAUACGCGUGGGUGUUGUAGGAAUACCAAACGUUGGAAAAAGUUCUAUAAUAAAUUCCUUGACUCGCGGCAAAACGUGCUCUGUUGGUUGCACUCCGGGUGUUACAAAAGUCAUGCAGGAAGUUGAACUUGAUUCAAAAAUAAAACUAAUUGAUUGCCCAGGUAUUGUUUUUACAAAUCCAGCAAAAGAGAGUUCUGAGGUAGUCGUUUUAAAGAAUGUUCAACGUGUUGGUGACAUUAAAGAUCCUUUUACAGUUGCCGAGAGUGUGUUAAAGCGCGCCAGUAAACAGUACUUUUGUAAGCUUUAUGAUAUUUCAGAGUAUGAUAGUUUUGAAGAAUUUUUUGCUAAAAAGGCUUCACGAAUGGGUAAAUUUUUAAGAAAAGGUGUGCCAGACGUUGUUGCAGCUGCACGUAGUGUGCUUAAUGAUUGGAAUAGUGGUAAAAUUAAAUAUUGUACUCAACCUCCUGAAACAGAGCAAAGAGAUGAUGUCCAUGUUAGUUCUGCCAUAGUUCACUCUGAUGCUCUCGAAUUUGAUGUUGAUAAUUUCGAUGCGAUGGAGAUAGAAAUUCUCAACAAAUGUAUUGUUAAAAAUGAGGAAGUAUUGGAAGUCAUUUCAAGUGGACCUGUGGAAAUGAAAAUGUCCUUUGAUGAUAUUGAUACGAAAAAGUCUACAGAUCCCAUAGUGAAUGAAAGCCAAAUUCCUAAUAAAAAAAGAAAACUAAUGGAUGCAAACGAUAUAUCGACAGUGGAUAUCGUAAUGAAUUUAGAAGGUAAUCAGUCAUUGAAUAAGAAUAUGAAGGAUCAAAUCAAAAAGAGAAAAAAACAGAAUGUACGUAACGAAAAGAAAAUUUCUAGACUAACCGAUGUUCUGGAUGGAUUUAGCUUGGAGACGAGUACUGAUAACAAAUAUGAUUUCAACAAGGACUACUUAAUUGAAUAAACAAGUAGAUAUCCUAUUAUAUGUAGAACGUGUAAUAGCUACAAACAACAUAUAAACUUGAUUUUGAGGAAACCAUGCUUGCUUUUAAAAGCUUACAUUUUUGUACUUUCAAUUUUAAGUUGACGCGAAUACAUUUAAAUAUUUCGUAUGUUGGUUAAUUAUGUGGCCUGAAUUUGAGCUUGAGCCAACUUAAGCAGUUAUCCCAGAAAUACAGAAAUAUUGUGUCUGUAAAUAUGUAUCAAUGAUAUGCUUGUUAUCUAAUGUUGAAAAUAUAUUAAAACAAAUAUAGUACAUUCAUAUAUGUCA
This is a messenger RNA of Bactrocera tryoni, 2114 nucleotides long. RefSeq names its product guanine nucleotide-binding protein-like 3 homolog (gene Ns1). Gene Ontology annotation, cellular component: nucleolus. Gene Ontology annotation, molecular function: GTP binding. Lineage: Eukaryota; Metazoa; Arthropoda; Insecta; Diptera; Tephritidae. The record is from RefSeq and is a predicted model, not a curated record. Bases 75 to 1808 code for a protein of 577 amino acids. The transcript has 6 exons.